Messenger RNA from Homo sapiens (human), 4255 nucleotides. RefSeq names its product zinc finger protein 780A (gene ZNF780A). Lineage: Eukaryota; Metazoa; Chordata; Mammalia; Primates; Hominidae. The transcript has 9 exons. Gene Ontology annotation, cellular component: nucleoplasm; nucleus. Gene Ontology annotation, biological process: regulation of DNA-templated transcription. The coding region runs from base 261 to 737 and encodes 158 amino acids. The record is from RefSeq and is marked validated.
AGUCCACUUCCGGUCUCCGGGGUCGACGACAUAGCGGGUCGUAUUUUUAUCCAAAAGAAGGACCUGGAGGAGGAUGAGAGCGUUACUGCUGCACACCUAAAGUCAAGGAACAGGAGCAUUGGGAAUAUGUGAUUCAUUGCGACUGCUGGUUGUAUAUUAAGAAAAUGAGUGAGGGGCUCAAAUGAUCUAGGACAGAAAUUCUUUCUUUUUAAAUCGACAGAUAUAAUUGUAUGUAUUUAUCAUGUGCAACAUGAAGUUUUAUGGGGAGAAGCCCGAGGAAGAUUGACCAGUUUUGUAAUUCUAGCAACAUGGUCCAUGGAUCAGUGACAUUCAGGGAUGUGGCCAUUGACUUCUCUCAGGAGGAGUGGGAGUGCCUGCAGCCUGAUCAGAGGACCUUGUACAGGGAUGUGAUGUUGGAGAACUACAGCCACCUGAUCUCACUGGGAAGUUCCAUUUCUAAACCAGAUGUAAUUACGUUACUAGAGCAAGAGAAAGAGCCCUGGAUGGUUGUAAGGAAAGAAACAAGCAGACGGUAUCCAGAUUUGGAGUUAAAAUAUGGACCUGAGAAAGUAUCUCCAGAAAAUGAUACCUCUGAAGUAAAUUUACCCAAACAGAUUUCUUCAUUGGCUUCCAAACCAUCUUUUACAGCUAUUCAUAUUCAAAGGAGAAUCCAUUGCAGAAUCUGCAUUGCAUUUGGUUAUCUCUCUUUAGUGUAUUGUAGCCUGGAAAUCCUAUGAAUGUAGGCGCUCAAAUUUUGUUGCAAGAUUUAAUAGAGUGAAAACAGAGCUCCCAUACAAAGGGAGGGGACCCAAAGAGGGUAGUCGUUGCCGGCUCGAAUGCCUGGGUUUAUAUCCUGAUCAUUGUCCCUCCCGCUGUGCUCUCAGGCAAUAGAUGAUUGGCUAUUUCUUUACCUCCUGUUUUUGCCUAAUUAGCAUUUUAGCGGGCUCUCUUUCUUACCUGAUGGGUCGGGUGUGAGCUGAGUUGCAAGCCCCGUGUUUAAAGGUGGAUGUGGUCAACUUCCCAUCUAGGCUUAGGGAUUCUUAAUCGGCCUAGGAAAUCCUGCUAGUCCUGUUUCUCAGUACCCCCUCUCAACAGGAAAACCCAAGUGCUGUUGGGGAGGUUGGCCAACAACUGCUCUAAUUGCUUCCUGCUGAAUUGGGGUGUAGUAGGGGUUGUGCAGUUGAGAUUUCCUCUGGAGGGGUGCCUUCGAUGUCAUUAACAUUGGAGCAUGGGCUAGCAGGCCGGUCCAGGGGUCCGCGGUAGAUUUUAGUCAUGGACUGCAUCUGGGGCUCCAUUUGAAGAAUGAGUUGUGGCUUUACAGCUUCGAUUCUGGAAAAGACAAACUUAACAAGGAGGUUAAAGAUACAGAGAUUGAAAUGUAUGGCCUGCAGUGCAGGGGAUUAUUUCUUUGGCACACUUCACAGGCCCUGACUAUCUGCUUGAUAGUUUUGAAAAGGCCUGGUCCAUCUCCUCAUUCUUAAAAAAUGAGAUUGAAUUUUGAUUAGCCCAGGAAAAUUGUCUAUGUGUUUAGAUUUCUUUCUUUAUAGUGUCAUUUAGUGUUGUUCUCUUUGUUGCAUAUUCUGUACAAGGGAAUUUGAGUCCAGAGGCUCUGUUAGGUCAGAUUAAACAUUUUGGGGAAGAAUACUUUGUAGGCUAUUUGUAUGGCAUAUUUCACUGUCAGAAAACAUUUAAGUACAGGUCCUUGCAUUAGUGAAACUAAGUUUGAUCAUUUGGGUAAGCUGGUAACCGCCAUAAGUCCAUUGUAAAGAUCUAAUUUGUAGUGCAUAAAUAAUCUAUGGAGAGACUUUGACCUCUGAAUAUUUAUAAUCAUGUGUAUUUUAGCUGUGGAUUGAAUACAAAAUGAAAAUUGAAAUAGACUAUUCAAAAAUGAAUGCCAUUAAGGUUGUCAACAUAAGUCAACUUGUGUGAUAAGGCUGACAGUAUAUUCAGUACAAAAUUAGCACCCUCUAGUUUAUUCAGGGAGCCAAGAUUAUUUUGUCUGGAACCUUGUUUUUGUUCAGCAUUUAUCAUCAGCACCUAUACAUCAUGGCUGGUAUGUGAGCUGUUGAUAAACUUUGAAAAAAAUUAAGCCUUUAAAUCAAGCUAUAAAACAUGAUACCAUUGUGGCAUCAUGAAUUAGAGAGAUUAACUUUUUUAAAGAUCAAUAAUAAUCCUUUGUGAUUUUAUUCCAGUGCAUUUAAAAAUCUAUAAAAUGAUAAUUUAUAUUGAUAGCUUUCUUCUUUUUGUGAAUAUAUCCUUAUCAGAUUAUUAUGCUUUUGAUAGACUACUUAAUUCUAUUUCUUAACAUUUAAUUGUAUCUAUAAUCAUAGGUAAAGUUAUAAUUUUCUAAACAUUUUUCAGGUUUUGUUAAUGCAGUGAUCUUAUAAAUCUUACAAAACGAGGCUAUUUAAAACCUGGCUUUCUAGUCUCAUGUUCCUAUUUUUUAUUUCCACUUUCAUCUUUUUCAUAUUGAUUCUCUUUGACUUUCUUUUUUGAACUCAACAGAUUCCCUGGGUAUUAACCCAGCACAACUCCUUUAUGGGUCAUUGCACAUUCUGGUAUCUCAUUAAGAAUUGUCAUAAAAAAGAGAUCCCAGGAGGCCUUCCAGUGAAACUCUAUCAUCAUGCAAUCUUGGGAUUUCUAAGUUGGAAGUCACAGUCCCUUUGCAAACAUAAUAAAACACUUUAAAAUAUUUGCUAAAGUUACAAACCAAUUAUGUAAAAAUUUAAAAAUCACCUACUACUUUUAAAAGCAGAGAAGGCAUCCAUAGACUAUUUCCUUGCUUACAAGCUCAGUGAACAUACUGAAUUCACUUAUAAAAAGAAUUUUCUCAAUUUUAGUUGCUUUUCAAAAAAUUCUUAUUCCUUUUAUUUGUAAUUCUUUGACAUUGUUGCUGCUUCACAGUUUUGGUAAUUGGACAGUUUGGUCUUUAUUAUGAUAUUAACAUUUUUACCUGUCCUGAAACAAGGAAAUACAAUCAAAGAAACAGAAGAUUGGUGGACCUUGAACCACAUUAUGAUAUCAGAUGACCCAGAGUCAUGGUUACUAAGUUGCUUAAAUUUUUAGUAACAAAGAUGUAUUAGAAAGUGACAGGUCAAUUCAAUAAUGGUUUUUUUGGAUACAUUUAAUUAUAUAAUCCCCUUAAGUUGUGCUUAGUCAGCAGUAUUUAAUCUGUUGUCUAUUAUAUAUCUAACUGGUCUGUUAUGUUUAUUAUAUAUUUAUAUAUUGCUUAUUCAUAUCUUAUUGGAGUAACUCAUUUUUAAAACAAUAUAUUUCAUCUCCUAGGAGAAGAGGAUCGAGUAUGUGUUUUUAUUCUUUUUCAUUAGGACAUUGGGGUAUUUUCUUAUUGUGAAAUGUAUUGAAUAUUUCAUUUAUUUGGUUUGUGAGUCUGACCUUCACUCCCUAGCACUGAUUUUUAUUUGGCCCUCCUUUUACCUGAUUCAUAGGAGUUACGAGUAGCCGUUAAUAUGGAUACAUUUUUCCCAUUUCUAGUACACUGCCCCUUCCAAAAGUGUCUGGCUUACUCAAACUUUUCUGUAUUUGUUCCAUCUUGCUUUUACAGAUCAAUACAAAUAGGUAACUAUACCUUCUAAACAAACAUCAAGUUGGUGGAAAAAAGGCAUAUGAACAGUUCUUUCUCACCUACUAUCAACAAACAGUAAAUUAAACAUUCCUAACUGCAGCCUCCUUUUGUAAAAUUUAUAACCAUUUAUCUUUUGAGUGUGACAUGAUACUAGAUGUAUGAUAAUUACAUGUUUUGUGUAUCAGUAUGAACAUGAUUUUUAACAGACUUGUUCCAAUGAACUAUUAUAGAGAUGGUCCCCAACAAUGUCAACUAACAAUUUCUCAGCUUUAUGAUGGUACAAAAGUGAUAUGUUGCUAUAGUUUGGAUAUUUGUCCCUCCAAAUCUCAUGUUGAAGUUUGAUCUCAGUGUUGGAGGUGGGGCCUAAUGGAAGGUGUUUGGGUCAUGGUGGAAGAUCCCUCAUGAAUAAAUUAAUGCCCUCUCUGGAUUGAGGGGUGAGUGAGCUAUCGCUCUGUUAAUUUUUGUGAGAGCUGGUUGUUCAAAAGAACCUGGCACCUCCUCCCUCACCCUCUUGUUUUCUCUCUUGCCAUGUGAUGUCUGCAUACACUGGCUCUCCCUUCAUCAUCUGCCAUGAGUGGAAGCAGCCUGAGACCCUUAGCAGAAGCAGAUGCUGCACCAUGAUUCUUGUACAUUCUGCAGAACAGUGAGCCAAAUAAACCUCUUUAUUAAUCA